ACCACGUGAUACUUAAGUUGAUUGUGUUACAAGAAUUUGAUUUGCAAGCCAUCCAUCCAUUUCAUUGUCUAGUCUAAUUCUAUCGCUGCUGCUGUCUCUCAUUAUGUCUGAGGAAGAACAAACCAAUGUCCCCGAAGGAACUACUGAAGAUGCUACAGAAGAACCUGUAGUUGAGAAACCCACCGAAGACGAGAAACCAACUUCCGAGGAACCUCCAAAAGAGGAAGAGGAACCUCCGAAAGAAGAGGAACCUCCGAAAGAUGAGGAACCUCCGAAAGAUGAGGAACCUCCAGCUCCAGAACCACCACAAGAGACCACUACUGAGGAGGAACAACCCAAGGAAGAACAGGUGGUGCCUAAGGAAGAAGAACAGCCAAAAGAAGAAGAACAGCCAAAAGAAGAAGAGCAACCCAAAGAGGAUGAACAACCUCAGGAAGCAGAAGAGACUCGUCCAGAGGAACCGAAAGAGCCUGAGCGUCCUCCACGUACCAAGUACUACUCCCUCGAGCCUGAUGAUCCUGUUGAGCUCCUCAUUGGGAAGAGUGGGGUAGCAGCUGUUGAGCCAACUACAAUUGGAGCCUUUUUCAAAGACUCUGUCAAGAGGUUUCCUAACAACCAUGCCCUUGCUUAUAAAGCAGCCGAUGGUGAAUGGAACGGCAUCUCUUACACUCAGUAUUAUGAUCUUUGUGUGAGGGCUGCUAAAAGCUUUUUGAAGCUGGAGCUGGAGCCAUUCCAUUCUGUUGCCAUCCUUGGCUUCAAUUCAACUGAGUGGUUUGUAUCAGGACUAGGAGCAAUACUGGCUGGAGGUGUCAAUGUUGGAAUCUACACGACCAACAAGCCCGACGUGUGCCGGUACAUUAUUGAGGACAGUCGGGCGGACAUUGUUGUCGUUGAGGACGAUAAGCAGCUGCAAAAGAUCCUAUCAGUGAGAGAGCAGCUUCCUAAUGUGAAAGCCAUUAUACAGUACAGGGGAACUCUCACUGGAGAUUAUCCAAAUGUCUAUGAGUGGGAUAAGUUCAUUGAGAUGGGCUCCUCCAUUGACAAUCAAGUCAUUGAAGACAAGAUAGUUCAACUUAAUCCUGGACACUGUGCCUCCAUCAUAUACACAUCUGGUACUACUGGCUAUCCUAAGGGAGUUAUGCUGUCUCACGAUUCUCUAACUUGGAUGUGCAAGACGCUAUUCAGCAGAUAUGGUUUCAUGAAGCCAGGAAUGGAGCGUGUGGUAUCUUAUCUACCAUUGAGUCACAUUGCUGCUCAGUUUCUGGAUAUCUACAUGAUGAUGUACAUUGGUGGUACCACUUACUUUGCCCAGCCUGAUGCACUGAAAGGAAGUCUUCGUGCGACACUGAUUGAAACUAAACCAACUAUAUUUGUUGGAGUGCCAAGAGUAUGGGAGAAGUUCAUGGAGGCCAUUAAGAACGUGUCUCCUCCUUCUGGGAGCCUUAAGAGCAAGAUAUCCAACUGGGCCAAGGGGAUUGGACUGGAAGGGAACACCAACAUACAAAACAAUGGCUCUGUACCAUGGGGCUGGACUGUGGCUGGAAUGCUUGUCUUUAAGAAAGUGAAAGAGGCGCUAGGUUUAUCAGAGACUAAAAUGUUUGUAACAACAGCUGCUCCAAUCCGCCGGGAGGUACUUGAUUUUUUCAUGAGUCUCAACAUGCCUCUCCUUGAAAUAUACGGUAUGAGUGAAGGUUGUGGUGCAGUCACAGCUAACGUCAUUGAGCAUAACAGCUGGAAAUCAGGUACUUCUGGCAAGCCGUUGGAAGGGAUUGAAGUAAUGCUUCAUGAACCAAAUGACAAAGGAGAAGGAGAGCUUUGUUAUCGUGGCCGGAAUGUGAUGAUGGGGUAUUAUAAGAAUGAAGAGAAGACGAAAGAGACUCUUGAUCCUGAUGGGUGGCUGCACUCUGGAGACCUGGCCGUUAAGGACAAGGAUGGUUUUAUUGUGAUCACAGGCAGAAAAAAAGAGCUAAUCAUUACUAGUGGUGGAGAAAAUGUUGCCCCAGUACCUGUUGAGGACGCUAUUAAGAGUGAGCUCCCAUUCAUUAGCAAUGCUAUGCUUAUCGGAGACCAGAGGAACUUCCUCACAUGUCUGCUAACGCUCAAGGUUGACAUUGACCCAGAAACAGCUGAGCCAACUGACAACCUCACAGCUGAUGCUGCUCGGCUUAUUGCUGCCAAAGGCUCUACUGCUACUAAAGUCUCACAGAUCAUAGAUAAUCAAGACACUGCUGUGUUCACUGCCAUACAAGAGGGCAUUGAUAGAGCUAAUGCUAAAGCUGUCUCUAAUGCUGCCACUGUUAAGAAGUGGACCUUGCUUGCUUCUGAUUUCUCUGAGAGUGGCGGAGAACUUGGGCCGACCCAAAAGGUUAGACGAUUUCACAUUGUCAAGAAAUACGCCGAAACCAUUGAAGGACUCUACGCUCCUCAGUAACAGUGCGUCUCUAAACACAACGCUAAUUUGAUAUAAAAUUAUUUUGGUGCUUUUUGUUGUUAAAUUGACUUUAUUAUGGUGAUACACAGACAGAAUUGUGCUAUUUUUCCUAAACUUUUUUGAUAAAAUAUUCUAUAUUUUGCUCAAGUCC
This is a messenger RNA of Amphimedon queenslandica, 2582 nucleotides long. Its product is annotated as long-chain-fatty-acid--CoA ligase ACSBG2-like. Gene Ontology annotation, cellular component: membrane; endoplasmic reticulum. Gene Ontology annotation, molecular function: long-chain fatty acid-CoA ligase activity. The record is from RefSeq and is a predicted model, not a curated record. Lineage: Eukaryota; Metazoa; Porifera; Demospongiae; Haplosclerida; Niphatidae. The transcript has 21 exons. The coding region runs from base 104 to 2431 and encodes 775 amino acids.